Messenger RNA from Didymodactylos carnosus, 548 nucleotides. The record is from the annotation of a GenBank genome assembly. NCBI's taxonomy places the organism in Eukaryota, Metazoa, Rotifera, Eurotatoria, Philodinida, Philodinidae.
AAUCAGUGGUCAUGAAGAAUGUGUGUAAAAUGGAUUGUAUAGUAGAUUUGAUAUCGAAACUGAAAAAUUUACCAGAAUUUAUGACUUUAUGUUUACGUGAUCGUCUAUGUAGUCCUUAUGAUGAAAAUGAUGUAUUAGAACUAUAUUAUUUGAAAAUACUUUGUCCAGUGAAAUGUGAUCAGCUUGACAAAUGUUCAAAUCUCAGUUGUAUUCGCCUCCAUGGACCAGAUUGUAGUCCUUGUGAAGUGGGUGCUGAUUGCGAAAACGGUCACUGCUCUAAUAUUGAUCCACCCGAGCGUAUCGUCAGUCUUCGAAAGAAAGCGACAACCUCCUCCGUUGUCAUAACCUCAGCCGGUAGCGGUAAUAACAAGAAGAAAGAGGCAAAAAAGCAGUAUUUAAAACCUCUUGAACAAAGAAUAAUCGAUCACGAGAAAGCUCCAUCGUCUAUCCUCGCUUGUCGAUCUGAAUUUUGUCAACGCCUCGAACGCGAACGUGUUCUGGUUGUAACAGCCGAGACGGGCAGCGGUAAGAGCACUCAGUUACCUUAG